GGCCGCGGCUCACUGUCACCGGCUACCGACAACUCCAUGGCUUCCGCAACCCGAGCCGGCCUCCUCCCCUCGCCAUCUCUUCUGCGGUCCGCCUCCGCCGCUCUUUUACUGCCGCCUCCGAUGAUCGCCUCCUCCCGGCGAACCCUUUCUUCUCCAUAUCGGCGCCUGUUCCUCCACCCCGCCGUCAAACCCACUCGGCCGGACCUGCCCACGUUCCGAGUCCGAGCCGCGAGAACCGAGUCCGGUUCUGUCUCUCUCGGCUUCAGAGCUCCCCAUUUCGAGCUGCCGGAGCCCUUGACGGGGAAAGUGUGGACUUUGGAUGAUUUCGAGUCUUGCCCUGCGCUUCUGGUGAUGUUCAUUUGCAAUCACUGCCCAUUUGUUAAGCAUUUGAAGAGGGAUAUUACCAAACUUACAAGUUUCUAUAUGGAGAAGGGGCUGGGUGUUGUUGCCAUCUCUUCAAAUUCCACCAUCACCCAUCCACAGGAUGGACCAGAAUUUAUGGCAGAAGAAGCUAAAUUGUUCAAGUACCCUUUUCCCUAUCUGUUCGAUGAGUCACAGGAUGUUGCACGGGCUUUUGGAGCUGUAUGUACACCAGAGUUUUUCCUCUUCAAGAAGGAUGGAAGAAGGCCAUUUGAGCUGUUCUAUCGUGGGCAGUUUGAUGACUCACGACCUAGUAAUAAUGUGCCCAUAACAGGAAGGGACCUAAGUCGCGCAAUAGACUGUGUUCUCAGUGGCCAGCUCCUAACGUCUGCACAAAAACCGAGUGUUGGAUGUAGCAUAAAGUGGCACCCAAAAACGACUUGAGUAGUUCUCCGUGAUGGUGCACUCAGUUCUUCAUGAAUUCCAGAAUACAUGCGCUUCCGUAAUGCCGAUGAUGUGGACAGUAAAUUUGUUCAGAUUUUCCUGCGAGCUGCUUGACCGAAUGGUUGGAUGCCGGGGGACACAAAUCUUUCUCCAUCAAGAAAGUUCGUACAGCCCUUUGCUAUGAGAGAAAGAAUGUAAUUAUUUUGUGACUGUGACAUCAUAUGCCUCUGUAAAAUCUUUUCCUUCCAUCUUUUAUACUUGAAGCUCGGUUUUUUUGGUACGACUUUUGUGGCCAAGAGAAGAAACACAUGAAAAACAAGGAAACUUGUCAAUAUUUCUCUUUCCAUUAUCAUGAUUGUUGAAAAGUGAAAAGAGAUUUUGCAGUUGUGAGUUUGAUGUUCU
This is a messenger RNA of Musa acuminata AAA Group (dessert banana), 1206 nucleotides long. RefSeq lists its product as uncharacterized. The record is from RefSeq and is a predicted model, not a curated record. NCBI's taxonomy places the organism in Eukaryota, Viridiplantae, Streptophyta, Magnoliopsida, Zingiberales, Musaceae. The coding region runs from base 37 to 804 and encodes 255 amino acids. The transcript is spliced from 10 exons. Gene Ontology annotation, molecular function: oxidoreductase activity; antioxidant activity.